This is a messenger RNA of Paramuricea clavata, 769 nucleotides long. The record is from the annotation of a GenBank genome assembly. NCBI's taxonomy places the organism in Eukaryota, Metazoa, Cnidaria, Anthozoa, Malacalcyonacea, Plexauridae.
AUGGCGGAAUAUGAUGGAAACAGCCUAUCUAGCCCAGUCGUUUCCGAACAUGGAGAAAAGCGUACAAGAACGUUUACACAUAAAGGUUUCCAGAACACGCUUAUAAACCAGACAAAAACAUUUAACAAACAAACGAAAGUAUUACGGGUUGCGAUUGACCUGGUAUACAAAGAGAUAGAGGAGAAUUCAGCGAUAAAGGAAGCCCUAGACUCGCUCGAAAAAGAGAGACGAAUGCUCGUAAAUUCUGUUAAAAGUCUUGAAGAACUCUUUGCACAGGACAAGUGGGGUGAAACAACCGACGUGGAACCAACCAUCAGAAAAGCCUUCGAAAGUUUCCUACACGCAGCUGAGGUCGUUUCGCAAGAGGCAGGAAAGAAACUUGACAAUAAUAAAAGCAGAGUCGCGAACACGUCCUCCGUAAGGUCCAGAAAGAAGAAUAGCAAUGGCGGAAGCAGCUGCCGCGAAAGAGCAAGCGGAGUACGACAGAUUAAUUGCUCAAAUGGAGAAAGAUCGAAAACAACGCGAAGCCCAAGAGGUGCUAGAGAGAUCAGCAGCACAAGCCCGACAUGAACACGAUAUAGCAGUUCUUGCAGCCUGGAAAUUGGAAGCAGUAGCUCAAGCGAAGCUCGAAGCCAUUGAAAGAUCCAUAAUCCAGGAGGAAGACGAUUCGUAUUCUGGUAAAUCAAGUCGGAAAGCCAGCGUAGAACCUUUGGAACGCACCAAAGCUUGGGUAGAGAGCCAACCUCCCUUUGAAGGUGAUGUGGUGUGA